AUGCCGUCAAAUGAUCAGACAUCGGAUAUAACGAGAUGGGCCUCUGAGGACGGACAUUUCAGGCGACAGGCAUCUGUGUUUCGCGAUACAAUUGAGCCUAACGGUGCCUUUCCCCCAGAAGCUGGAAGAUACCACUUAUAUGUCUCUUUUGCCUGUCCCUGGGCUCAACGCACUUUAAUCGUGCGAAAGCUAAAAGGACUUGAAGAUGCCAUUGGUGUCACUAUCGUCUCGCCACUCUUGGGUGAAAAUGGAUGGCCGUUCGCCAAUGCGGCAGCGUUCCCCCAGGCGGAGGAAGAUUCCUUGCACCCAGAAUUCAAGCAUCUCAAAGAGCUAUACUUCCAAGUCAACCCGGAAUAUAAAGGACGAUUCACAGUGCCGGUACUGUGGGAUAAGAAAAAUGAAACGAUCGUCAAUAAUGAAAGUUCUGAGAUAAUCCGCAUCCUGAAUACUUCCUUCGAUCAAUUCUCAGCAAGCGAAGUCCAAAGGAAGCUCGAUCUCUAUCCCGAGCCGUUGCGUGGAGAGAUUGACGCUACCAAUAGCUGGGUAUACGAUACAGUCAACAAUGGUGUGUACAAGGCGGGUUUUGCAACUAUCCAAAAUGCGUACGAUGUCGCAGUUAAGCGCCUCUUCGAGUCUCUUGACCGACUGGAGAAGAUAUUUUCCGGCGACAAGAAUUACCUUGUUGGGGAUCAACUUACAGAGGCUGAUGUCCGACUGUACACUACGAUCGUGCGCUUCGAUCCCGUUUACCACGGGCAUUUCAAAUGUAAUUUAGGGAGUAUCAGACACGACUACCCGAAUAUCAAUCGAUGGGUCAAAAACCUGUACUGGAAUAAUGCGGCUUUCAAGGAUACGACGAACUUUAGUCAUAUCAAAACCCAUUAUUACUGGUCUCAUCCCCAGAUCAAUCCGACCCGCAUCGUUCCGCUUGGCCCGAAGGUUGACAUUGAGCCUCUGUAG
Molecule: messenger RNA, 960 nt
Organism: Cantharellus anzutake
Lineage: Eukaryota; Fungi; Basidiomycota; Agaricomycetes; Cantharellales; Hydnaceae
Product: glutathione S-transferase
Exons: 7
Coding region: 1-960 (319 amino acids)
Cellular component (GO): cytoplasm
Molecular function (GO): glutathione transferase activity
Source: RefSeq, a predicted model, not a curated record